AUGGGUAGGAAAUUGACCCUUAAUUUUGCUCCGUCCGCGGCGGCGGCGGCGGCAGGAAGGAAGCGAAAAGGAUCCACCUUUGCCCCGCUGCCCGCGUGCAAGCGCAGAGCACCGGCGCAGCCAGCCGGCGGCUGGGCGUCCCUGCCCACGGACAUAGUAGGCCUCGUCACCCGCCGGCUUCUGGGCGAGGGCGACGGCGACGUGGUCGACUACAUCUGCUUCCGCGCCGUCUGCUCCUACUGGCGCGCCUGCACGCCCGCGCCUCGCGACUCCGACCUGCGGGACCCUCGCCUCCGCCCGCGCGGCUGGGUCGCGCUCUGCGACGGCGACGCCGUCCGCCCGGACGGCGCCUGCGAGAUCGCCUUCUUCCACACGCGCACGGCCAGGCGCCUCCGCGUCCCCCUGCCGGAGCUCCGGCUGCACAGGGUCGUCGGCUUCACCGACGGCCUCGUCGUCCUCUUGCACGAGCGCACCACCGCGGUCCGCGUGCUGCACCCGUUCACGCGCGACGCCGUCGACUUCCCGCCCCUCCUCACCAUGUACUUCCAGGUGGUCAGGCAGAAGGCGUCCCUGCUCGACAUGAACGCCGCGGUGUGCAGCAGCGCGUCCUCCUCCUCCGCAGACUCCGUGGUGGUCUGGUUCCCCUACACGGACGUGGUGCUCGCCGCCGACCCGGGCUCGUCGGAUUGGGAGGUCCUCCACCGAGGGUUCUACGUCGGGUGCGCCCUGCCCUUCCAAGGAAGGCUCUACGCCACCAUGUCGUGCUCGAGCGAGAUCGUGCAGUUAUACCCUCCGAGACGCAAAGCUGUACCGCUGGAGAACCAUGUCGUGAUUGCUCACGCUCCACAUUCCGCCGACCGCGAAGUCUGUACUUUUUACCUCGCGGAGUCCGGUGGAAGGAUGCUGCUCGCCGUCCGGCAGCCAGCUCCUUAUGCGAAUGGGGCAGAAUGGAAUGCGUUGGAAUGGUCGCGACGACUGGUCUGCAGGCUCUACGUGGUGGAUCUAAACGGCAGCCAACGCCGUAAGCUUAUCCCGGUGAAGAACAUAGGUGACACCGCGCUGUUUCUCAGCGGCGACCGAUGCCUGUCUGUUUCAGCCAGGGAUCUACCUUCUUUGAGCAGCAACUCCAUUUACUUCACUCUACCACAGUACCCCAUUCUGGUGCUCUCGCUGGGGACUGGUUUGUCCGAGCGACUGGCAGACUCCUGCCAGAUACACGACGGGAAGGAGAGGAUCCGCCCCUCUGUGCGCCCCUUCACCAUUGUUGAUCAUCUUAUCACCUACUGCAAUCCUCGCGAGUGGAGUAAAGGGCUCAUGUUCCACGAGUACCACUAUAUACCUCGAUCUUUCGAGGAACUGAUCAAGAAAAUAAGGGCUCAAGAAAGGGAACUGCGGCUUCCACGCAUCGCUUUUCAUUCGCGCUGA
Messenger RNA from Triticum turgidum subsp. durum (durum wheat), 1425 nucleotides. The record is from the annotation of a GenBank genome assembly. Lineage: Eukaryota; Viridiplantae; Streptophyta; Magnoliopsida; Poales; Poaceae.